GUCAAUUUUUCAUCACGGCGCAGCGCGAAGGGUGUUUUUACUUGAAAAUCGAAAAUUCAUUCACGCUAAAAUUUAUUGAAUCACAAUUUAUAUACUCAAAGCAGCCGUAAUUUAAAGAUUGUGGAGAAAACCGUUAAGCACAGCGCAUAAAAAUCAAUAAGGAAAUUCACUAAAAUCUAUAUACAAAAAGAAAAAGAUUCUGCCUUUAGUGUGUGUGCGUGCGUGCGUGCGUAUGUGAUUUUUUUUCUGGUGUGUGUCGAUUUUGUAAUUCGGAAACGCGAUGCGAACGCGAGCAUGAAUUUCGUUUUACGCCUUUGGCUGCAGUCGAAAUCGACGAUUGGCAGCACGCGCUGACGCCGACAACGGCAUCCACAAACCAAUCGUAUAGAUGUGCGGACGCAGUAACGACGGCAGUGACAGCGACAGCGGCKGAGGCAGCCCACUAAACGGUGUGUAAGAAGUGCCAAAGUGGAUUUGGCUGUGCUCGCGCGCUUGUGUGCGUGUGCGUGUGUGCGCGCAAAUCUGUGUGUGAGAAAAUUUUAUCGGAAYUCGGAGCGUAGAAAAAUCUAUUGACGGAGCGCGUGGUGUUUGUGCCCCAGACAAGUGAGUGCGAGCAGAUUUUCGAAAAAUAUUCAAUGGAACGUUUUGCAGUAAACAAGAUAAAAAUAACCCGAAAACACUAUAAGGUACAGCAACAAAAGUAACACAACAAAACAAUGACAUUAAACGAACAGUGUAUAGAAAGGAACAGACAGAAAAACAUUGUUAAUAUAUGCCCCAAAAAAUAUCUUCGAAAAAACGAAUAAUCAUAAUAACAACAAACACAUCGUCUUCCCAGUGAAUUAAAUGCACAAAUAAUUAAAUCGAAACACAUAAUAAAUUUAAACUUAAAAUAUUAAAUCAACAAAUYUAGAAGCAAUAAAACAAUUAUCAACCAUCGAGAACUGAGUGUAGAGAAGUUAAGCUUUUGGAACACCCUGCAAAAUYAACGCACCCAAAUUGAGAAGCAAUAAUCGGCAGCAGAGUAAGUUUCCGAAAAAAUUAUUAAUGCAUAAAAUUGUUGAGAAAACGUCGAGAAACUUACACCGAAUUGCGUUUGAGUGAAGCUUGAGUUUUAAUGCGGACAGUGGUGACGGUAGCAGUGUGGCAGCGCGGCGAUACCGGAUGGCAGAUAACACAGACCCUCGAUAUCGUGGGCGGCUCUGUUGAGGCAUGUCGUAAUGGCCAGAGAGGAGUCUCGUGGCAAGAGACCCCUUAAAAUUUGGGAUAGUUGGCGAAAUGUGCGCAAAGGCGUAGUUGUUGGAACAUUCGAGGAACUAUUAGUUAGAGGAAAAGAUAAAUUAGGGGUUCCUGCCUCAGAACCGGUGCGUCUUGUUCUGGAGUGCGAUGGAACCCAAAUUGAGGAUGGCGAAUAUUUUCGUACAUUGACGAACAACACGGUGCUACUAUUGUUAAGGCAGGGCGAACGCUGGUAUCCAACUGGUGUUGAUGUUAUAAAAGCUGCGAUAUCAGCUAUACCCAAGAUCGUCUGUGAGACGAUUCAUGCGCUCGACUUACACGAUGAGACGCCAUCUUGGAAGAUUAUGGAUAAUAAGGGUCGUGUCACGGUGGUCCUGCAUUGGGACCAGCGUCAGGGAGGUGGAGGCAGUGGAGGAGGAGGAGGCGGCGGCGGCGGAGGAGGUGGAGGCGGUGUCGGCGGCGUUGGUGGCAUGGGACCGAGCGGUAGUGGUGUCAGCGGCAGUAACGGACUCAUGUCAUCGGACAAAUAUUCACCAUCGAAGAAAGGUUUAUCGGCGCAAAGUUCGCUCGAUACCAAAUCGGUGUCGUCACAAUCGUCACAGCAACGCUAUGCCAGCCCACAAAUAACCGUCAUCAGUGAUGAGGGACCGGCUAGCAUAUACCAUCCGGGCGGUGUGGUGCUGCCACCCGGCGUUGUAAUACCCGGCACCAGCAGACGCCUAUCUAAACAGGGCAGCUCAUUUGAUAGCGCCGUGGGGGCGGUGCAUGUGCAUACACCGGAAUGUGCGCAUCAUGCGCAUACGCCCAGUCGGGCGGGCAGUCCCAGCACCACGGAAUGCGAUUUUCAUUGUUGUGCGCUGCACGAGGAGGGACGCAAAAUUGCGGUGCACAAAAGUGUGGCCACAUCGCCCAUACAGGACGGCACCACAAGUCCCCAGCCGCAGCAACAACAAGCGACGCUAUCUAUGUCAUCGGUUGUGGAUCCUAUGAUGGGCGGCAGCAUGCAACGACGCUCAUCGGGCGUCAAAGGCCAUGUACGCUUUCUGGAUAUAGCGCCGGAGCGUGAUAGCUCCGAGAGCGAAACAGAAAACACCGUCAUGGAGGAUGAUAAGACGACGACUGAAAAAUUCCUGCUGCUCAUCGAUCAGCUGUCUGUCGAUCAGAAACGACAUCUCAGCAUCAAAGAUAUCGGCAUCAUAUUGGAGCGACUCAACUCGAAAAUACUCGACGUGGAGCGGCUGGAUCGCGAAUCGGAAUCGGACGAUUGCUAUAAUUGGACGAUAAAGGCGACAAUACGCGGUGAUGCGCUGCGCGAGCUGGGCGUCAUCUACAAUGGUAACUACUACGCCAUAUCCGAACAUCCCGGCUACAAGGAGGAGGUCGAAGAGAAUGGCGAAGAGGUGGAGGAGGARGAUGAAGAGGAUAGAAUAUAGAAAUGCAAUUAAUUAAAUUUAAAGAAACAACAAAAACCAAAUGAGCAGUUUAAGCAUUAAAACAGAACUCACUCACACACACACACACCAACGCAUUUACAAGCAAAAAUAUUAUAAAAAAUAAACUAAAGAAUCAGCUAACAAAACGAAAUGUGUAAUAACAAGGAAUGUGUGAGUGCAAAUACUGAU
Molecule: messenger RNA, 2861 nt
Organism: Bactrocera latifrons
Lineage: Eukaryota; Metazoa; Arthropoda; Insecta; Diptera; Tephritidae
Gene: Drep2
Exons: 5
Coding region: 1221-2672 (483 amino acids)
Biological process (GO): regulation of apoptotic process; apoptotic process
Source: RefSeq, a predicted model, not a curated record